Carica papaya (papaya) is the source of this 2145-nucleotide messenger RNA. NCBI's taxonomy places the organism in Eukaryota, Viridiplantae, Streptophyta, Magnoliopsida, Brassicales, Caricaceae. The record is from RefSeq and is a predicted model, not a curated record.
AUAUAUAUAUAUAAGUUCUGUUUGUUUCAGAUGAUUAUAAUUUCUUUCUGGGUAUUUUCAGGGUUGAGAACAGAGACUACUUAAAUUGCCAAAAGAUUAUGAUUUACAGUUUAGGUUUAGCUUAGAUUUGGUUCAUUAAAAUAGGUUUUUAGUUUGGUUAUUAAUGCAUUAGAUCUCAGGAAGAUUACAGUGAAAAUUCUGGGACAUAUACCCAACUUCUAUCUCCCUCAAAUCAAACCAAACCACUCACCUAAAACAGUUGAAACUAGACAGAGGAGGAUUGAGUAAGUAGCCCAACCAGUUCUGUUCAUUUGAAUUUUCUUUUUGUAGAAAAUUCUUUUAGUAUAUAUAUAUAUAUAUAUGUAUGUAUGUAUGUAUUUAUAUGUAUAUAGAUUACUGGUCUUGAGAGUCAGAUAGAGUUGUUGAGUUUUCUUGAGCUGGGUUUUGCCUAAUCUGGUCCAAAUUACAUCACUGUGCAAACAUCUUUACAGAUUUAUACAACUGCUGAACCCCUUUCUCUCUUAACACUAAAUCUUGAAGUUCCAAUUUAGCACACUUCUUAAACUUCAAGAUCUCAAAAUUAUUUACCAGACAAAAUCGACUCGAGGCGGCUGCUGCUGAUUCGAUUCGAGCUGCUUUCCUACUCAUCCUUGUCAUACAGAAACUAAUAAAUUGAUUGAAAAUUGACAGGCCUUUUCUCUAACAGAAAAGUCUCCCCUUAUGAAACAAGUAAACUAACCAUUAAUCUUUUAUUCCAGUUUGAUCAUCAAUAAUUACAUGUAUUUAUUUGAUUGACGAAGACAAACUUGACUAAUAAUGUUUCUUUAACCUUAAUUUUGGUCGAAAAAUCAACAAGUCGUAGUAAUGUCAUACUUCGAGUUAUCUCUCGCUCUCGAUUAUAUCCUUGUACACUCAAACACCAAAUACCCAUUUCCAAAAACUUGUUUUUUCUUUACAUAAUUUUCUUGGGAAAGAAUAGAAUAGUGUUUGGAUAUUUUUAAAGUUUGGAAUAAAAUAAGACAAGUUACCAAACACCACUAACGAAGAAAAACUAGCUUAGACUAAGUUGCAAAAACUUUGCAUCAGCUGUAAGUCACCUAUAUUUGUAUGUAUUAGUCUACAUGCACUUCCAAUAGAAGCUUUUGCUUUCAACAUAUUUUUUUUCCACACCCUUUGCUCAGUCAAAUGCCUUAUCAAUUUUGCUAAAGAAAAAGAAAUGAUGAACAUCAUCUUCCCCCCCCUUUUUAUUUUUUUUUUAUCUUUCUACCUUACCAUCUCUUUUUUCCAUCUCUCUCCCUCUGUUUUUCUCUGUUUCUGAAAAUGAAUCUUCAUCUGCCUUCAACCAAACUUCUGUUCUUGACCACCAUAACAGUAUUCCUAAUCUAUAUCCCUGCCUCUGCCUUUGCUGCCGAUGAUCGCUUCUUGAAUUGCAGCCGGCUAAUAAGUUGCGGUGACGUUCAAAACAUCGGUUAUCCAUUCUGGGGAUGGAGCAGGCCGGAGUACUGUGGGUUCCCAGGUUUCGAGCUGAGCUGUAGUGAUGAUCAUCUCCUUGUAAUCAGAAUCAUGGAUUUGAGUUACCAAGUCAUCCGCAUAGAUAAUCAAUCCCAAUCCUUAACAGUUGCUAGAUUAGAUUAUUUAGAAAAUCUUUGUCCAAAUCUUCUUUUCAACACCACUUUGAACACCACCCUUUUCAGUUUUAGUUCAGAUAAGGAAGAUGUCAGACUCUAUUACAAUUGCUCUCUGCCAACUUCGGCUGCAAAUGUUGGCUUGCCCUUUGAAUUUAGAUGCGACAUAAACGGAACUGAUGAUCUAUUAGGUUACUUCAUGAUGGGACUCACGCCAGAUGUAGUAAGUGCUGUUCUGGGUUCGUGCGAAAACAGCGUGAUCAUUCCAGCAAAUAGGUCAUUAUUGAUCAAUCAAAGUUCAGAUAAUCUGGUUAAUGUUCUUAGGGCUGGAUUUGGGCUGACAUGGUCUGCAAAUAAUACUUGGUGCCAGCAUUGUGAAGCCAUUGGAGGACGUUGUGGAUUCAAUAACACCUCCACUUGUUUCUGUGAAAAUCAAAUCUGUGAUCAAAUGGUAAACGAAAGUAUACCAAAAGGUAUCUAUCUUCUCUUUCUUCUUCUCUCCCUGUUAGAAAAGUUUUGA